CUAUCUAGACCAAGAAAAGGGCCCGCCUCUCCUGCAAAGGAUGUCCUUACUCUCCGACGUCCACCUGGGGCUGCCUCUCCCGGACCCUCCUCCUCACCGCCUGGCCCUCGUCUCCGGCUCCUACCGCUACUACCACUACGGCUGCGAUGGUGUGGAUGACCGCGGUUGGGGCUGCGGGUACCGCACCCUCCAGACCGUGUGCUCUUGGCUGCCGCUGGGCCUCGGGGAAACCCAUCCUGGCCCGGUCCCUUCCCUGCGGGAGAUCCAAAGCGCUCUGGUGGAGAUAGGGGACAAGCCCGCCUCCUUCGCCGGCUCCCGGGACUGGAUUGGCACCGUGGAAGCGGCCUUGUGCCUGGACCACUUCUACAGCGUGCCGGGCAAGCUGGUCCACGUUCCCCGCGGGCGGGACCUGGAGAAGGAGCUGGAGGCUCUGCAGGCCCAUUUCCGAGGAGGCGGGGGGCCCGUCAUGAUGGGGGGCGACAGGGACAACUCUUCCAAGGGGCUGCUGGGCGUCUGCUCCGGCCCGGAAGGGCGCCACCACCUCCUGGUCCUUGACCCUCAUUACUAUGGCCAGGCAGGGUCUCUUACGAGGGAGGAGCUGCAGGCGAAGGGAUGGGUCCGUUGGAGGGAGCUUGACCUCUUUGAAGCGGGCUCCUUCUACAACCUCUGCUUCCCCCAGUUCAGGGCAAAAGGAUGUCCUGUAUGAUUUGAGCAAGGAGGUGCCGUGUCAGGAGCUGGCUGGGAGUCAUUCACUAAAAGUACCUUGGGAGGGAGCUGAAAGCGACAGAGACCGGUUAUCGUAAGUGUGGAAGACGCGAGGACACAGUGGAUUCAUGAAUCCAUGGGGAGUGGACACAGUGCCCACGUCCAAUCCAAGAAGAAGAAGAAGAGAGU
This is a messenger RNA of Lacerta agilis (Sand lizard), 894 nucleotides long. RefSeq names its product UFM1 specific peptidase 1 (inactive) (gene UFSP1). Lineage: Eukaryota; Metazoa; Chordata; Lepidosauria; Squamata; Lacertidae. The record is from RefSeq and is a predicted model, not a curated record. The transcript is spliced from 2 exons. The coding region runs from base 41 to 706 and encodes 221 amino acids.